Molecule: messenger RNA, 2159 nt
Organism: Musca domestica (house fly)
Lineage: Eukaryota; Metazoa; Arthropoda; Insecta; Diptera; Muscidae
Product: sodium-independent sulfate anion transporter-like
Exons: 7
Coding region: 191-1486 (431 amino acids)
Biological process (GO): transmembrane transport
Cellular component (GO): membrane
Molecular function (GO): sulfate transmembrane transporter activity
Source: RefSeq, a predicted model, not a curated record
AUACCUUCCUGCUUUAACUUAUCUUUAUUGUUGCAAAUUUCUUGGCAUACUUUCAGGCGCAUUGGUUGACUUGAUAUCUUUGCCCGUUACAGUGGGUUUCACAUCAGCCACCGCAGUUAUUAUUGGAACAUCACAAAUCAAGGGUCUCUUGGGCUUGCGUGGUGGUUCCGGUUCCGGUUUUAUAAACACCAUGAAAUCUGUGUUUCUCAAUUUAGAUAAAAUUCGUAUUGGGGAUUUUAGUUUAGGUGUUACUGCCAUUAUUAUUCUGUUGCUAUUAAGGAAACUGAAAGACUUAAAACUUCAAAAUUCCAACAAAUUCCUGAAAAGUUUCCUCUGGAUUGUGGCCACCGGACGUAAUGCUCUGGUGGUUUUAAUAAGCAGUACCAUAGCCUAUUACACAUGUCAGAACAAGGAUGCAUGUCCACUGAUCUUAACGGGUAAAGUGAAAAGUGGUUUACCCGAAUUUCAAUUGCCACAAUUUAAAACAACAAUUCUAAAUGCAAAUGGGACAGAAACUGCACAAAAUUAUUCGGCAAUGUUGGAAGAGUUGGGUCCUUCAAUGAUUAUUUUACCCAUAAUUGCGGUAUUGGGUAAUGUGGCAAUAUCAAAGGCUUUUGGCGGAGCUGGAAUUUCGCCAACACGUGAACUUGUGGCAUUGUCAUUGAGUAAUAUAUGUGGUUCGUUCUUCUCCUCAAUACCUGUGACGGGGUCUUUCUCGCGUAGUGCCGUAAAUCAUGCCAGUGGUGUUAGAACACCAAUUGGUGGAUUUUAUACCAGUGCAUUGGUACUAUUGGCAUUGGGUUUAUUGACACCAUAUUUCCAGUAUAUUCCCAAGGCCUCACUGAGUGCUGUGAUUAUUUCGGCGGUUAUAUUUAUGAUUGAGUUUGAGGUCAUCAAACCAUUGUGGCGUUGCAGUCGCCGUGAACUCUUACCCGGGGCCAUUACAUUUGUGGUAAGCUUGGCAGUGGGUGUGGAGAUUGGCCUUCUUUUGGGCGUGGGAGCUGAUGUUGCAUUUUUGGUAUAUCGUGUGGCCCGUCCCGUACUAACAGUUAACAAAUUGAGUACCACCCAUGGCAUUUCUUAUAUUUUGAUAAGGCCCAAACACAGCUCUUUAUAUUUUCCUGCAAUUGAAUGGGUGCGCACCGGAAUUUCUAAGGCAUUGGAAACUCAUGGUUCGGCACCUGUAAUUUUGGAUUGCUCAAAUGUUCAUGAUUUUGAUUUCACCGCUGGCCGUGGUAUUGGCGCUCUCAACAAGGAAUUGAUACGCAUGAAUAUUCCUUUGUUCCUGCUCAAAGCCUCCAAGGAGAUCAUUGUCAUUCUAAAGGAAUCAACAAAUGCCGAUAUACCUACACUGGAACAGCCUGAUGAUUUGGAGACUGUGCUGGAACAGAGUCCCGACUACGAACCAUAUCUACAGGUGAUGGUGCCCUUGGUAGCUAAUCCAAAUCACGGCAAUGCAGAUAAUGAGCAUGACAAAAAGAAUUGAAUUUAUCAUACCGCCCUAUCUCAAAAACCAAAUUAGGUUUAAUAUUCCACAGAUUCCAAACCCUAUCAUGUCAACCCACAAUGAGACUAAAUGCUGUUCUAAGUAUUUCCAUUUUUUUUAUUAAAUGCAAUUAUCUCCUAUACAAGAUGCAUAAGUAAACAAUUUACAUAUUAGAAUUUUUGUAUGUAUUACUAAAGACCCCAAAUAAGUGUUUUCGAAAGAAAACCGCAUAUAAUUUUUAACUUUUUGCACAAACUUUUUUUAUUUUUCUCCUUUUUUUGUUUUCAAAUCUUUGCUUAGUUUAAAGUAAAAAUUCUCUUGUUUAUAUAUAAGUAAUAAUAAUAUCCCAUAAUAUAAAAUAUAAUAAAUUGUAUGCAUGAAAAACUCGUGUAUUAUUAUAUAACCAUAAAAAAACAUUAUUCUGUUUUUAAAAAAUAAAAAAAGGUUUUUGUUUUUUAUAUAUUCGAACUAAAUGUGAAACGUAAACUUUAUAAUUAUAUUAAUGAUAAUAAUAAUAAUGAAACUAUUAAAGUGUGUGUGUAUAUAUAAACAAGUAUAUAUAUAUAAAAUACAAUAGAAUAAUUUAUUAUAAAUAUUAAUUUAAACCAAAUUUUUUAGCAAAUAAAACAAAAAUUAAAAAGAACUCACAAAUAAAUACAAAAGUAAAAAAAAA